Molecule: messenger RNA, 5849 nt
Organism: Protopterus annectens (West African lungfish)
Lineage: Eukaryota; Metazoa; Chordata; Ceratodontiformes; Protopteridae
Product: amyloid-like protein 2
Exons: 17
Coding region: 234-2315 (693 amino acids)
Biological process (GO): central nervous system development; axonogenesis
Cellular component (GO): Golgi apparatus; plasma membrane
Molecular function (GO): transition metal ion binding; heparin binding; alpha-2C adrenergic receptor binding
Source: RefSeq, a predicted model, not a curated record
GCAGAUGCUAGUGCUACUGCGGUGCUGAUAAGCAGCUUUUAGACUCAGAGCUCGAGGAGGAGGCGGGGCCAGCAGUGACGGAGACGAGUGGGAGAGGUCAGGACAUCGAGAGAAGGAGCCAUCCCAUCACUGACCAGCUUCGGCUACCUACCUUCGAGCGAGAAGCCAGAUUUGUACAAAGCAUCCUGUUCAUCUGUGGCCAGCUGUUGGAACUCCUAUACCUGGGGAGGGAGAUGGGCACAGAAGGGAGACUCAGCCGUGGUGUGCGCUGUGUCAUCGUCGGCUCUUUGAUGUUCUUGUGCACCCAAAGUCUGGGGGUGUCUGCGUACAUUGAGGCAUUAGCAGCAAAUGCAGGAACAGGAUUUGCCGUGGCAGAGCCACAGGUGGCAAUGUUUUGUGGAAAGCCAAACAUGCACAUGAACAUCCAGACUGGAAAAUGGGAGCCUGAUGCCUUGGGAACACGAAGCUGCUUUGGGUCCAAAGAAGAGAUAGUAAAUUACUGCCAAGAGGUUUACCCUGAGCUGCAGAUACUCAGUGCUGCUGAGUCCACACAGCCUGUUACUAUAGACAACUGGUGUAGGAAAGGCAGACGCAGGUGCAGAGGUCACCAGCACAUUGUGGUCCCUUACAGGUGCCUGGUUGGUGAGUUUGUAAGUGAGGCACUACUGGUUCCAGACAAAUGCAAGUUUCUUCAUCAAGAAAAGAUGGACUCAUGUGAGAGCUAUCUGUACUGGCACAAUGUAGCAAAAGAGGCAUGUACUGUUAUAGAACUUGAACUACACAGCUAUGGUAUGCUACUUCCUUGUGCCAUGGAUAGAUUUCGUGGUGUGGAGUACGUCUGCUGUCCUUCCCGAGAGCUUCCUGUGAUGAUAAAAGAGACGACUACAGUGGCAGCAUUGAACAGUGACAGAGCAAUGAAUCUACAGCAGAGUGAGGAUUUCCAGUCCACCCCUGUUCCUGUACUGGAAGAUGUAGAAGAAGGUGAGGAUGAGCACGAUGUUACAGAUACAGCUGCUGAAGAUGAUUACUAUUCUGAAGACAAUGAUGCAUUUCCUGAUGAGUACUUUGUAAAUCCUGGUUACUAUGAUGACAGCAUUACAGAAACUACCAUAACCACCACUACACAAACCACAGAAGAUGAGGUUAAAGUUACACCAACCCCAAGACCAACAGAUGGAGUUGAUGUUUAUUUUGAGAUGCCAGGCGAUGAAAGUGAGCAUGCCAACUUCCUGCGAGCCAAAAUGGACCUGGAAGAAAGGAGAAUGAAACGCAUUAAUGAGGUGAUGAAGGAAUGGGCUGAAGCAGACAACCAAGCUAAGAAUCUGUCCAAAGCAGACAGACAGGCUCUCAAUGAGCACUUUCAGACUGUCCUGCAGACACUUGAAGACCAAGUGGCAAGUGAGCGUCAGAGACUGGUGGAAACACACUUGGCACGAGUUGUGGCAUUGCUGAAUGAUAACCGUAGAGUAGCACUGGAGAGCUAUUUGUCAGCCCUGCAGUCUGAGCAUCGUCAGCCUGAGAGAGUUCUACAAUCGUUGAAAAGGUACAUUCGAGCAGAGCAGAAAGACCGUCGCCAUACACUACGCCACUACCAGCAUGUUAUGGCUGUAGAUCCUGAGAAGGCUCGGCAGAUGAAAUUUCAGGUGUAUACCCACCUUCACGUCAUUGAAGAGCGGAUGAACCAGAGUCUAGCCUUCCUCAGUAAAGUGCCAAAACUUGCAGAAGAGCUGCAUGAUGAGAUCCAGGAACUUUUGAAGACAGAGCGACCCGAUGUCACAGAUCUCCUUACCACAUCUUUCUCUGAAACCAGAACCACAGAGGAGUAUCUGCCUAUGGACAGUGAUGAGGACAUGAUAAUUGACAGUCGACCUUACUCACCCAUCAAGACAGACAUUUUUGAUACAGAAGAUUCCCAGCAAACAGACAAGAAAGCUUCAGGAGUAUCAGAAUAUGACUAUAAUCUAAAUGUUAAUGACAAAUCAUCAAAUUAUGAGUAUGAAGACAAGGUGAACUCCUCUGUAGAUGUCAAGGAAGUGGUAUACAAGACAACUGAUAUUCAGAGAGAUGAGCUGGAGCCUGAUACCAUGGUGACAUUUAACAGGAGUGCCCUGAUUGGCCUGCUGGUAGUGGCGGUGGCUGUAGCAAUGGUGAUCAUAAUUAGCCUUAUGAUGGUGCGAAGGAAGCCAUAUGGUACAAUCAGCCAUGGAAUUGUGGAGGUUGACCCCAUGCUGACUCCAGAGGAACGACAGCUCAGUAAGAUGCAGAACCAUGGGUAUGAGAACCCCACUUACAAAUUCUUUGAACAAAUGAACUGAGAAGACAGAUGCAUUAAACCAUCAGAAGGGGCACAGCCACAGAGACAACAUUCUCACCUAGUCUGUACAAAAGAGGAACAACAUAAGACAUAUAAAGUCCACACAAAGCAAGGAGUGUCGUUAUCCCGUUCAUCAAAUGCUUGUAGCGUCAUAAGCUUUAUCUGCCCAGUGGACAUGCAAAAAGAAAAAAAAAAGAGAAAAAUUAAAAAAAGAUAAAGAAAACCAUUAUUUUAAUUUUCAUUGAUUCUUUUACAUACAGAUGUCAGGCCAAGCUGACCUCAAACAAACAGUGCUGGCUUGGCCCAGACAUCUCUUUUGGUAUCACCUCACACCAAAGAAAAUAUAUACUGAAUGGUUUUGUUUGCAUGCUCAUGAAUGUAGGAGAAAUUGGGAAGAUGUUUGUCUGCCUGGUAUGAGGUGUAUUGGGGGAUGAUGCUUUAAUUAUAAUUGUCUGCUUACUACCCGAUGUACACUCUAAAAUGUACUGUUGUUUUAGUAGCUUCCUCGUCAUGUUAACUUUAUCGAAAUUCAAGUGUUGAAAGAAUCACAAAAAAUAAGGAUUGUUAUUCAAAAUGUUUUGUUUAGACUUUCUUGGAUGGGGAAACAGUAAGGCAAUAUUUGUUCUAUAAGCUAAAGCCCAUACAGACUUUAUCAGUUUUACACAAUUUUACAUAUAUGUAUUGUAUUUUGACAUAGUGAAAAUAUUAUAAGCAGGCUUCUAUGCUUUCUGAUUCUAGCAUCUUCAAAUCUCAACCAAGAAGAAAUGCCAUUUUUGCUCAAAUAUAUAUGUAGCACUGUCAGAAAAAAAAAAUGUUCUGAUUAAUGCAAAGAAUCUCUGUAUGCCCGCAACAAAAACAGAUGGACUGGUUUGCAGUUCAGAAAUGUAUAUAUGCAAAUGAAAAAAAACAAAGUUUCCUCUUUUGUAAGCAAAAAUUGAGAAGGGUUGGACACACUGCUUUCUGCAGAUGCUCUCUCCUUUUUGUUAUUUCUUUUUUGAAAUUGUGGAUGAAAACAUAUUAAUAUUAUGACAGCAUAAUAUGAUGUCAGAGGGAUUGUAGCUCUAAUGAGUCACAUUCAGAGUUGGCAUCGCUUAUGUGGGGGAAUUGUGAACAUGCAUUAUUUCAAAUUUAUAAACUCAGAAAUACAAUUGCCCUGACAGAGUGCUGUAUUUAGCAGCACAUAUUCAAUGCUUAAGCAGCUCACCUCAGUUUUUGUUAAAUUAAAAGAAGCACAUCUGUUUAAUCCGUUGUUCAAACCCAAGUUCAGUUAACGGUCACUUGGACAUUUUGCAGGUUAGUUUGCAAGGAGCAUGCUGGUUUGCAGUGUUCCUCUUGUGUAUAAUUUGCCUGUGCAAAUGCACUGUGUCACAUGUGCAGUUCAUAUUUCGAAAGUUUGACUUCCCUGCCCCAUGCUUUUUCUCUGGUUUCCACUGAAGAAGUCAUCUGUCUGUCUGUAUCACAGAAUACCUGACUCCUUUGUAGUGACUGGUUUAGAUUUUAGGUUGACCUGUUGUACGGGUAGAAAUUGAAACUAAAAUACAAAGACCAUAUUCUGGGCAGCACUGUGAGAGAAUGGAGCAGAAAGAUGUUAUUCCUGCCCAUAAAAAUAAGGUCAGCGAGAUUAUAAAUAUGUUCAGGUUAUAAACCAAGUGAUCAAAAUGCAAUAAGUAGAGAUUCUAUCAGCACCUUUUAUGGCAUCUGGGAUAUGUACACAGAAGUUUCAGUAAAAGGGAGGGCAGUAAUUUUCAGAAGGAAAGCCAGUAUGUAGGUUGGUGUACUGAUUCAGUGAUGAAUUUGCUGCAUGACAGCGUUUGCUUGAUUUGUUUUGUUCCUAAUGAUAAGCUUUCUGUAAAGAGUUUGUAUGUCCUCCUAUGAAUUUUUGCCAAAGUCUUCGAUUUAGUCUUGAAUCCCAAAGAUGUUUGGAUAGGAGGACUGGUGUUGCUCUAAAUGGCCUUUAGUAUCUGUGUGUCCCUCCUGAAUGACUGGCAUCCUGUUUAGUAUUGAUUUCUUGCCUUACCUCAUCACUUGCAAAUAGAGAAUCUUUCUCCCCAUGACAUUUGCAUGGAUAAAUCAGGUAUUGAAGACACAUUGAUAUUAGGAAGUACUUUUUAAUGCAUAUAGUUGCUAGAGUGGCAUUACAAAACAAAUUUACUGAAGGUUUCAGAGAAAACUAUUGAGGCUGUUGUUAAAAGUGGUGGGCAGUUUCAUGAGGUACUUAAAUGGAACAGCUGCUAAUCGCUGUAUUGGAUGUAUUUUGGUAUGCCAAGAAAAGAUGAAUUAAUGGAUUAGGAGGUUUUGCCCUGGUGACUGGUUUCAGUAUUAGUUUUUUCUGCAGUAAAUGUUAAAUAGCUUUGCAUUAAAGAAAACAUUUGAGCCUCAGCACAAUAUACAAAACAAGUAAUAGCCCUUGGAUGGGAACAUUGCUUGUCAGCCCUUUCUUGUUGCAUUUUUUUAUUUCUUUGCAUAUUUGGUUUUUGGUUUGUGUUAAUAAUUGACAGUAAAACCUGCUGUGGGAUACAAAACAGUAUGCGUAUGUGGCAUACAAAACAAUAAGCCUGAUUUGGCAUACAAAACAGUACACAUAUGUGGCAUACAAAACAAUAUUAGUAUGUGGUGUACAAAACAAUAUGCCUGAUGUGGCAUACAAAACAGUAUGUGUAUGUAGUAUAUAAACCAGUACAUCUAAUAUGGGAUACAAGACAGUAUGUCUGAUAUGGCAUACAAACACUAGUUUAUCACUUAGAUCACCAGUAGUAAUGCCAUCACUGCUGUACAAAGGGAGCCAAUGUUAUAAUGUUCUGCAUUUUAUUGUGCAGUUUAUUUAAACUGAACUACAUUAGCAGUGAGGUUUAUAUGCUUGGCUACCUUAGAAUUUGUCCUCAUCUUGCAUUGCAGAAAAUGUGUCUGCUUCCCAUUGUCAUCCUUCCCAGCUCUGAUAAUUAGUUGCAUGUUUUGGCAGAAAAGUGUGAUAAAACACCAUCUUUACUGGUUUAUCACAGUGAGUGUACAUGAUUUGCUAGCAAUGUUUGCUAUGACCUAUGAGCUUUCUCUUCUCUGUAUGGGUAGUUUUACAGAUAAAUGGAAUGUACAGUAAAAUGUCAGUGUAGAAACUGCAGUAAGACAUUGCCAGUAUCCCUUGUCUUCCAUUUUACAUGCAACUUUAGAUCUCAAACAUUUAAAUCCAGAUCCUAAGGUUGUCAUUCUUCUCUCAUUGCUAUGAUGUCCUGUUGGCCCUAUCACUAUCUAUGGUUGACUUACUGAUGGAAAUCCCAGACUUCCCCUCAGAUCUUUUUGUCCACAGGCUAGGUUGAUUCCUGGUGUUAGACUAGAUUGAUAAAUCACAAGCUAAAAAAGAGCAGACAUUUCAAGUGCUAUCAGGGAUUUAAAUGCCAGUUUUCACAGAGGAAGCACAAAAUUAUGUCAAAUGGUAUUAUGUACUCUCCGUUCUGAGCAGCAUUAUUCAUUCUGUUCUUCCUCUAUCCAUACAGAAUAUUAAAGCAUUUUACCCAUUGAUUCCUUCAGUUUGAUACAGUGA